Molecule: messenger RNA, 1092 nt
Organism: Wyeomyia smithii (pitcher-plant mosquito)
Lineage: Eukaryota; Metazoa; Arthropoda; Insecta; Diptera; Culicidae
Product: phospholipase A1 member A-like
Exons: 2
Coding region: 36-1067 (343 amino acids)
Molecular function (GO): lipase activity
Source: RefSeq, a predicted model, not a curated record
AAAAAGUUGUCUUCAGUAUUUUUACUGAUGUUGAAAUGAUGAGUUGUCUGCUAAAGGUAUUCAUUGUCGUCCUGCUGGGUCGAAAUGUUUCGGCUGGAUUAUUGGACAUAUUCAGUGCCACAUCGGAUUACGAUGCGGCCUUUUUGAUGGACAGCUUGUUUGGGAUUGUGGCCAAUACAACAAAAUACAUCAUUAGUGGCGGUGCAACAAAUCCGAUCGAAACGGAUGUAACCUUUUGGUGUGGUAAUCGUAAUUCGCCUAAUCUUGAGCUAACAACGAUAAACGAUGAAAACUUGGGCUCAAAAAUCACUACUUCAAAGCCGAUUGCCUUCAUCGUUCAUGGAUGGUUGGACAAUCGAAGCCGUAAUUGGGUCAGAGCGAUGACGACCGACUAUUUGAAAUAUUUAGAUACAAACGUUUGUGUAGUGGAUUGGGGUAAUUUGGCUAUCUAUAGUUACGCGAUUGCAGCGAACAAUACCGUACGUGUAGGUGUCUAUUUGGCGCAAUUCCUAGCCUACCUCAACAAGCAGGGAAUUUCGUUGAGCCAGAUCACGCUUGUAGGACAUAGCAUGGGCGCGCACGUCAGUGGCAUUGCUGGGAUGAACUUGGGCGGAAAAAUCGGUGCAAUUUAUGGUCUUGAUCCAGCUAGUCCUCUAUUCAAGAUGCCGUUCGAUAUUGGUACUGCGAAGAGAUUGGACAAAACCGAUGCCUUGUACGUGCAGAUGAUCAUCACAUCUCGGUGUACCUGGGGUGUAUGCACCGGAGAUGGUCACGAAAACUUUUACCCAACUGGAGGGAUAGCCCCUCAACCGAAUUGUGUAGUCCCCUUGUUUUCCAACGCGGAAGCAGCUGAGCCAAUCAUCUGUAGCCAUGCUCAUUCGAACACGCUCUAUCGUAUGGCCCUGAACCCACGCAAUGUCUUCGACAGCAAAAAGUGCUCAAGUUACGCGCAGUUUUUGCUUGGACUUUGCUACUUUAACAAGUCUACAAAAAUGGGCAUUUAUUCUAUUCGCAUUGGUGGAGAUUUCUAUCUGAUGACGUCAAUUUCUAAGCCUUACACGGUUUAAUAAAAUAAAUUUUAUUGAAGCAAAA